AUGCGUAUUCGCCUACAGCCUCGCAGGAGACCACAAGGUAAGCGACCCCCAGGUAAGCUGAAUGUUGCCCUGUUGUCUUUGCCCGCUCACCAUCUUCAUUUCAGCAAUGAGCUAGCUCAACGGCUAGACAACCUUCCAAUCGCUGCCGCCGCCACCGACGCCGCCGCCGCUGCCGAGAACGCCUCCGUGGAGAACCGCUGGUGUCAGCUGCGAGACACAGUCCAGUCGACGGCGCUAUCCGUCCUCGGUCGCGCUCCCAGCCAACACCAGGACUAG
Molecule: messenger RNA, 276 nt
Organism: Spirometra erinaceieuropaei
Lineage: Eukaryota; Metazoa; Platyhelminthes; Cestoda; Diphyllobothriidea; Diphyllobothriidae
Source: the annotation of a GenBank genome assembly